Molecule: messenger RNA, 3813 nt
Organism: Dovyalis caffra
Lineage: Eukaryota; Viridiplantae; Streptophyta; Magnoliopsida; Malpighiales; Salicaceae
Source: the annotation of a GenBank genome assembly
AUGGAGAUGGUGAUGGUGCUAUCCAUUCUCCAGCUGCUGCUGAAACUCUGUUCCAUUGGCUUUGUUUUCACAGUUCAAGGAUCUACCGGUUACAAUAUAUCUCCAGCUCCAGCAAUUUUUUCUGAUAUUCCUCCAAUAGAAGGAACGCCUGUUCCUCAACCCCAGCCAUUCAGAAGCAGUGCACCAAGCUCAGAGUCUCAGCCAAAUGGGUCAAAAUUACACCCUCCACUUAGUGCAUUACCGCCACUCACAUCUGCCCCAGUGCCCCAAACAAUCACAGGGCUUGUACCAUCAUAUUCCCCUAGUCCUCCAAUAGUAACAACACCGCAGAAUAGAGCUCCUCCUCCCUUGAUUUUUCAAGGACAUGUACCAUCCUUGUCACCAAGUAUUUCAGUUAUAUCUCCGAUGUAUAAUACAGCUCCUCCACCCACACUUAAUCAAGGGCAUGAACCACCCAAGCCACCAAAUGCUCAUCAAAGACAGGCACCAGUUAGGCAGACUCCUGUCUCUGUGUCAAGUGCACCAGCUGCAGCACCUUCAGGACAGUCACCAGAAAAUUCAACAGUCAGCCAAUCAAGUGCACCUGAUGCUUCAUCACCAAGUUCUCCCAAAAAAGAUAUAUCCUUCAGCAGGGCUCCCAUCCCAAAAUCAAUUGCUCCAGCUGUAUCUCCAUCAAGGAAAUCAAAAGAAAAUCAACCAGCAGUUCCCCCUAUUGCACCAGCAGCAAUGCCAUCUGCAGUUCCAGUUGUACCACCAAUAGGAGCAAUGCCACAAAAUUCAUCAGCAACCCACCCAGUUAUGCCUGGAGAAUCCCCUUCUACAUUAUCAGGUCCAAAUGUCUCCCAUUCCUCUGCUCCUACCCCAAGCAUUGACUAUAAAAAAGAAGGAAUUCCAGUUUCUGCACCGCCAAAUGAAACAUCCAAACCUUUACCUCCCUUGAGCCAUUCUCCAGCUAAAGCUCCUUCGAACAAAGCCACGAGGCACUCUAAUGAGUCUCCUGUUUCACCUUCGUCAUCCCCUAAACAUCCUCUAGAUAAGCAGUAUCACUCUUCUGUGCCUUCACCUUCUAUUCCAUUUCAUAAGAAGAGCCAUGAAAGGAGCAAAAUCAGUGACUCUGCUCCUGCAUCCCCUUAUCCAACACUUCCUCCCUCUUCAAUACAGCAAGGUCCAAAUGUCUCCCAUUCCUCUGCUCCUACCCCAAGCAUUGACUAUAAAAAAGAAGGAAUUCCAGUUUCUGCACCGCCAAAUGAAACACCCAAACCUUUACCUCCCUUGAGCCAUUCUCCAGCUAAAGCUCCUUCAAACAAAGCCACGAGGCACUCUAAUGAGUCUCCUGUUUCACCUUCGUCAUCCCCUAAACCUCCUUUAGAUAAGCAGUAUCACUCUUCAGUGCCUUCACCUUCUAUUCCAUUUCAUAAGAAGAACCAUGAAAGGAGCAAAAUCAGUGACUCUGCUCCUGCAUCCCCUUAUCCAACACUUCCUCCCUCUUCAAUACAGCAAGGUCCAGUCAUCCCCCCGUCAUUUCUUCCAACAAGAAGGCACAAACAAUAUGCUCCUCCACCCCUUAGUACUCCAGUGACCAAUUUCUCACCUCCUCCUUCUCCCUCUCCAAGUGCAGUAUCUGGCUGGACAAAAAUGCCAGUUCUUUCCCCUAAAGCUACCCCUGGGUUUUCUUCGAGGACUCCCAAGAUGCCCCCCCUGCCACCACUGCGCGCAUUGCCACCUCCACCACCUAAUGAAGGUAGACAGAUAUGUGCUUCUCUUACUUCGAAGUUUGUUUCUGUUGUCCCUAUAAUGUUCUUUAUCUUCCUAAAUGUAAUGCAUAGGCUCAUUGAAUCUGCAGAUUGUUCAGCAACAGUGUGCACAGAGCCAUUAGCAAAUACUCCUCCUGGGUCACCAUGUGGCUGUGUCUUGCCCAUGCAAGUAGGACUGAGUGUUAGUGUUGCACUGUAUACCUUUUUCCCUUUAGUUUCAGAGCUUGCUCAGGAAAUUGCUGCUGGCAUUUUUAUGAAACAAAGUCAAGUUCGGAUUAUUGCAGCCAAUGCUGCCAGCCAGCAGCCAGAGAAGACAAUUGUUCUUGUUGACUUGGUUCCCCUUGGAGAAAGAUUUGAUAAUACAACUGCCUUUUUGACUUAUCAAAGAUUUUGGCAUAAACAAGUGGUUAUAAACCCUUCCUAUUUUGGUGACUGUGAAGUAUUAUACGUGCGUUAUCUAGGUUUACCUCCAUCUCCACCAUUGGCACCCUCUGGAAUUGCUAUCAUUGAUGAUGGACCAUAUUCUGGGAACAACAACAAUACAAGGACAAUAAAGCCCCUAGGGGUUGAUGUACAUAGGAAGCAUAAAGCUGGGCUUGCUGGGGGCAUGAUUGCUAUUAUUGUUCUGUCAGGAUUUGUAGCCUUAGUUCUUUUCUCUUCUGUUGCUUGGGCAUUGCUGUUUAGACAUAGAGGCUGUGCAAGUCAACCAGAACCUGUCCUGCAGCCUUUGCCACCUUCAGUUGCGAAACCAUCUGGUAUUGCGGGGUCAUUGGUUGGAAGUGGCCUUAGUUCUGCCUCAUUGUCCUUUGGAUCUAGUAUUCCAGCAUAUACAGGAUCUGCCAAGACCUUCAGCACAAGUGACCUAGAGAGAGCCACCAAUAGCUUUAAUGCUUCAAGAAUACUUGGAGAGGGUGGCUUUGGGCGUGUUUACAGUGGCGUUCUAGAAGAUGGGACCAAAGUUGCUGUAAAAGUUCUAAAGAGAGAUGAUCAGCAAGGGGGUCGAGAAUUCUUGGCAGAGGUUGAGAUGCUUAGCCGCCUUCAUCACAGAAAUUUGGUCAAGUUGAUUGGAAUAUGCACAGAGGAACGUUCACGCAGCUUGGUCUAUGAACUGAUACCAAAUGGCAGUGUGGAAUCUCAUCUACAUGGGGUUGAUAAAGAAUCUGCUCCUCUUGAUUGGGAUGCUCGGAUCAAGAUAGCACUUGGUGCAGCUCGAGGAAGAAGACCGGUGGAUAUGUCCCAGCCACCUGGUCAAGAGAAUCUAGUUGCAUGGGCCCGUCCCCUUCUAACAAGUAAAGAAGGGCUGGAAAUAAUUAUUGAUCCGUCUCUAGGACCUGAUGCACCUUUUGAUAGUGUGGCCAAAGUAGCAGCUAUUGCAUCAAUGUGUGUCCAACCAGAGGUAUCACACCGUCCUUUUAUGGGUGAGGUUGUCCAGGCCUUAAAACUAGUAUCUAAUGAGUGUGAUGAGGCAAAAGAACUGGAUUCAAGAAGUUCGAGUGAAGGUUUAUCUAUUGACAUGGAUGCGGAGGUCAGUGCUAUCCCAGGACAGCUGUGGGAUUCUUUCCAACAUCACGCCUUAGUACCUCAUUAUGAUUCUGAGCCAGAUAUUGAAAGGGGACACUCAGUUUCAGAUUUUCUCAGUACAUCAGUCGGGAAUGGGAGGCAGGCCUCUGGAUCAUUGAGGAGAUGCUCUUCGGGUCCAUUGCAAACAGGAAGGGGCAGAGAGUUAUUGCGGAGAAUGAGAUUGAUAGGGGAAAGUGUAAGUGAACGUGGGAUCAUCUUCAAAAUGUGGCCAGCAAUAACACGAUGGUCUGAACUGUGGGAUAUAUAUGAAUUCAAUGGUGCAUCAGCAUAUUUCAUGCUUUUUAAGUCUGCCAGGCACCAGCAGCAGGAAAUUUCCUGUUUUCGCGUCUGGUUUCAUCCAUAUCGGUUUCCACAACUUAACGAGUCUUGUCCCUUGCCUAGUCCCGAUCUCAAUCUAACACUUGAUCGCAUUGUUCUUGAUCUUGGCCAACCUUUAGGUGUCUCAAACUCAAAGUUCCUCGGACCCGAUCUCGAUUAG